CACCGACCGUAACAGAGUAUUCGCAUUUCAAAGGUAGACGUAUCGGGGAUCAGUAACGAUAGUGUUAAAGAAGUUUCGCGCGCUGUGAAAAGUGAUAGCUGCUUUCAAUCAUGAUUCUCUUGAUCUUCACGCUUGGGCCGCUUUUCUUGACGAACCUUGUUUCUGCUGACUUCGGCUACGAUGGAGACGACGGCCCGUCGCAUUGGGGUGACAGCCACAAAGCCUGUUUAGGAAAGCAACAAUCCCCCAUCGACAUAGAAGCAAAGGACGUUACGAUGGCCAGUUACCCACCGCUAGAAUUUUCUAAUCUCCAAAAUCCUCAUAAGGCUAAUCUUACGAACAAUGGGCACACAGUGAUGAUCAAAAGUGUCGAUACCGAGUUACCCACGAUAUCAGGGGGACCAAUCAACGAUACGUACACCUUUCAACAACUGCAUUUCCAUUGGGGCCAAAACGACAGAAUCGGAUCCGAGGAUCUUAUCAAUAAUCAUUCAUUUUCGAUGGAACUUCAUGCCGUUUUCUGGAAAAAAUCGUACGAAACUGCGGAUGAAGCGAUGAAACAUUCUGACGGUCUCACCGUUCUAGGAUAUUUAUAUCAGACCACGGAUGAUUCAAAUCCAAUUUUCGAUUCGAUCGUUUCCCGAAUAUCAGAAAUAGAGACAGCUGGCAGUACUAUAACAAUAGAUGAUUCUAGUGUCUUAAAUAAAUUGGUUGCACCGGACAUUGUAUCCGCACAAAAUUAUUACACGUACAAAGGAUCGUUAACCACGCCUCCUUGUCUCGAGAUCGUUCAAUGGAUCGACUUCAUAGACCCGCUGCCCAUAUCCCAUGAUCAGUUGGCAGCAUUCCGCAAUAUUCAAUCCUCAGAUGGUAAAAAUGUGACACAUAAUUUCCGUCCAGUGCAGCCACUAAAUGGUAGAGUAAUUUAUCGGAACAAUAUUAAUGAGAUCACAGAAACACCUAAGCCGACAAGUGGUUCAAUGACUACUACGACUCUUGUAACAACUGCUCCAACAACUGCUGCAAUAACUGCUCCAACAACUGCUGCAGUAACUGCUCCAACAACUGCUCCAACAACUGCUGCAGUAACUGCUCCUACUACAACAGUUGGAGGAAAAUUAACAAAAAUGUCUACGUUAACGAUUACUUCAACACGUGCGCCAACCAUAGAAUCGAUUAAUCAUAUGGAUAACAACGGAAGCCAACAUUCUGGACAAGAAAGAAUAUGGAUAGCAUCACCUUUCGCGGUAAUAUUUGGAAUCAUUUUCCUUCUACCAUACCAAUAAUUCUGACUACACUGGAAGCUCUAGUCAAUUACUUUAACUCUAUAUAUAUGUAUACAAUUUAAGUAAGGAUAAACCAAGUUUUAAAUAAGUAUUUACAUAAUACGUUUCAUUACAAAAAAGGUAUUAUUUAUAUUCUCAGAGGUAUUCGUAUUUAAACAAAAUGCCUAUGACAUUUUAUUAAAUAAAUAUCACCUCACGGCUAUACAAUUAUAGGAUACAUGU
Molecule: messenger RNA, 1508 nt
Organism: Colletes gigas
Lineage: Eukaryota; Metazoa; Arthropoda; Insecta; Hymenoptera; Colletidae
Gene: CAH5
Product: carbonic anhydrase 1
Exons: 7
Coding region: 111-1286 (391 amino acids)
Cellular component (GO): cytoplasm
Molecular function (GO): carbonate dehydratase activity; zinc ion binding
Source: RefSeq, a predicted model, not a curated record